AUGCAUAGCAAUCGCCGCAGUCAGCUCCGUCAAACCAGACUGCUCCUAACACUGUCAGGCCGAACGCCUCCGACCACUGUAGCCACCAUCUCCUUCGUCAAUUGCAGAACCUCCACGCGCACUCGACAGCAACUCCACACAAAUCGCGAUACCCCGACGACACGAUCCAACCAACUGCGACCAGAAAGCUCUAAUAUUCGCCGCUGCCACGAAAACGGCGAAUCAACCUCAUCGUGUCGCGAUCAACCACCACCAGCUUCGCCGUUUGAGUCGCUGAUUGUACUCACGAUCCGAAGCCCUUCAUUUCGACGUCAUAGCCAUCUCGCCUGCGAAACAAUUGUGAGAGAAGAAGAGCUUGAAAACAGACGAACUCGUGAGGAAGAUGUAGCAGAUCUGUUUUGA
This is a messenger RNA of Vicia faba (fava bean), 402 nucleotides long. NCBI's taxonomy places the organism in Eukaryota, Viridiplantae, Streptophyta, Magnoliopsida, Fabales, Fabaceae. The record is from the annotation of a GenBank genome assembly.